UUUGUUUGUGUGUAAAUUGGUCUGGAUAUUCUGGAUGUUAGCUUCUAUUUAUCACGCGAAAAACUUGCCAUAUUUCAUUAGCAAAACACACAAAGCACACACACCGACUCAGAGAAACAAUGGCACAGGCGUUGUCAUCAAAACCCACAGCCAGAAUCUCUUCAAUUUUCAUAUACCCAAUAAAGUCAUGUCGUGGAAUUUCAGUUUCUCAAGCACCCAUCACUCCUACUGGAUGUCGAUGGGAUCGUCAAUGGUUAGUUGUAAAUAAUAAAGGGAGGGCAUAUACUCAAAAAGUUGAACCAAAGCUUGCUUUAGUUGAGGUAGAGCUGCCAAAUGAAGCAUUUUCAGAGGGUUGGGAACCUACUAAUAGCUCAUAUAUGGUCUUAAAGGCACCUGGGAUGAAUGUGCUAAAGGUUUCUCUAAGUAAACCGCGUCAAACAACGGAUGGUGUCUCGGUCUGGGAAUGGUCUGGCUCUGCAUUGGAUGAAGGAGAUGAAGCGUCACAAUGGUUUUCAAAUUAUUUGGGGAAGCCCAGCCGGCUAGUUCGUUUUAAUACUGCUUCAGAAACUAGGCCUGUGGAACCUGGGUAUGCUCCUGGACACAGUGUCAUGUUCUCUGACAUGUAUCCAUACAUGCUGUUAUCUCAGGGAUCAAUGGAUGCACUAAAUAAGCUUCUCAGGGAACCCAUUCCAGUCAACCGUUUUAGACCCAACAUCCUGGUUGAUGGUUGUGAAUCGUUUGCUGAAGACUUAUGGGCAGAGAUCAAGAUAAACAAAUUCAUAUUUCAGGGUGUCAAGCUAUGCUCCCGCUGUAAGGUCCCUACAAUCAAUCAAGAGUCUGGGAUUGCAGGUUCUGAGCCAAAUGAAACUCUUAAAAAAUUCCGCUCAGAUAAUGUCUUGCGUCCAACUCAAAAACAGCGGGGAAAGAUCUACUUUGGUCAGAAUUUAGUCUGGAAGGACUCUCUUACUGAAGGGAAAGGAAAGAUCAUUAAAGUAGGAGAUCCUAUUUAUGUCCUCAGGAAGGUUUCUUCUGCUGAUGAAGCCGCAGCUUGAACUCUUUAAAAUAUUUUCUUGUAUUACUAAUGUUUUAUAGACAAUAAGACUUGUUGCUUAGUAUAUCAUAACAGAAUAAGAGGUUGGUAAUUAACCUGUGGGCUGCUAGUGCAUGGUGUUCAUGGCGUUUAUCCUAUUGACCUGGUUAUACGUA
Messenger RNA from Quercus robur (English oak), 1206 nucleotides. RefSeq lists its product as uncharacterized. Gene Ontology annotation, molecular function: pyridoxal phosphate binding; catalytic activity; molybdenum ion binding. The record is from RefSeq and is a predicted model, not a curated record. The transcript is spliced from 8 exons. NCBI's taxonomy places the organism in Eukaryota, Viridiplantae, Streptophyta, Magnoliopsida, Fagales, Fagaceae. Bases 120 to 1052 code for a protein of 310 amino acids.